AAAAUAAGAAAAAUAAUAAGUCAAACUUUUAGAGGAAACUCUAAAAACCAAAAGUGCACUUUCCACAAACUCAAAAGAUACAACCAACAGAACUCGAAAUCUAGUACGCCUGAGUGGGAAACACCGAAUCCAAAUCAUUACCCGAUUCCAUAAUGAAGCACAAGCUUCUGCUGCUGUUCCUUGCUGGAGCGGCUUUGCUCCUGGCCAAUGGAGUUCGGGGACAACAUGAGGACAUUCCGUACCAACCAGUGACCAACAUCUGCCAGACGUGCCUGUGCCUGACCAGUCAGGACGGGGAUCAUCGGACGCACUUCAACUUGGACUGCUCGGUGAGGAAUUUCGAGCACAUACUGGCCCGCUGGCCGGAGCAGUUUGGAAGCCAGGCGAUUGCGUCCGGAGCUGCAUCGGAGAUUGUGGUCUCGUACUCGGGCAAUAGGAUCAAGUUGCUCCAACAGCUGCCGGCCACGAAUGCCAGCUUAACUCUCUCCUGUCGGCACUGUGGUCUGCAGGAUCUGCAGGCUCCCCUCUUCAUGGACGUGCCCAAUGUGGAGGCCCUAUACAUCAGCUGGAAUGAGCUCUCUGACGAUGCCUUAGUUCCGGAUCUCUUCAGGGGUCCAUUCCGCAACACCCGCUAUGAGCCGAUUGGUUUGCGCGACCUGGACUUGAGUCACAACCGCAUAACUCGACUGGAUCGCCGCCUUUUCGAGCACACUCCUCACUUGACCAAGCUGAACUUGGCCUACAACAAACUGAGUGCCCUGGAUGAAGCCACCACAGCCUCCAUUGCAUCGGUUGCCACACUGCAGCGACUGGACCUCUCCCACAAUGGCUUGUUGUCUCUGCCAGCACAGCUUUUUCCAAAGCUCACAAGCCUCCGUUUCCUGGACGUCUCCGGAAAUGAGUUUGCCACUGUGCCUGUCAGCUUGCAGCAGCUAGGAAAGUCUUUGGUUCAACUCAACUUGGCUGGAAAUGCCUUUCUCAGCUUGAAGGAGAAUAGUCUACAGGGCUUAGUUUCCCUAAAACGGCUGAAUAUAAGUAGCAUGCCAUCCCUACGAAGCCUGGAGAAGGGAGCUUUGAACUUGCCUGCCUUGGAGCACCUGGAUUGCUCUAGGAACUCCAAGCUGGAGCGCUUGGAGCUGGCCGAUCUGCUAAGCAGUCGGAAUUUGUCGCAGUUGGACUUGUCCAGGAAUGCACUGAGCACCCUGGUUCUUAAUGCCACCGGUUCUAGCAAUAGCAGUAGUAAUUCUACGAGCGAGCCCUGGCCACGCCUUCGCCGCUUGAGCAUCUCCGGAAAUCCCUGGUAUUGCAGCUGCGAACUGUUCAAAGCCCUGGAGCUAACUGGACUGACUCACAUCGACCGGGAAUGGGAUGGAACCGAGGCGCGGUGUGAAACACCAUACCUUCUGGCCGGAUCACCGCUCUCCAAUUUGACAGCCGAACGGAUCUGCAAAAUGGUGAUACCCAAGAAAUAUCGCGAGGUGGACGAGGAGCCGCCGCGAUUCCUGCGGCGCCGCUAUAUAAUACUCACCGCCAUUAUAGCCAGCAUUGUCCUGGUAAUUGGUCUGGUGAUCGGAUUCGUCGUGGUCUGUGUGCGUCGACGGCUCAAGGGCAGUGAUUACGGAGUACAGCCCAUCCGGUACACCAGCGUGAGGGGUAGCAAUCUGUCGCAGUUCUCGCAGCUGCAACCCGCUUCUGUGGCCAGCAAGUUCAAUAAUGUCCACGCCGGGAGCAGCAGUGGUGUGACCACUGGUGCUGCCAAUGCCUAACUCGGUGUUGAAAUCCUAAUUCGGUUCACAUACCGAGCCAGCUGCACAAGAUUCGAG
This is a messenger RNA of Drosophila erecta, 1823 nucleotides long. Its product is annotated as insulin-like growth factor-binding protein complex acid labile subunit. Gene Ontology annotation, molecular function: protein binding. The record is from RefSeq and is a predicted model, not a curated record. Bases 153 to 1766 code for a protein of 537 amino acids. The transcript has 2 exons. Gene Ontology annotation, cellular component: membrane. NCBI's taxonomy places the organism in Eukaryota, Metazoa, Arthropoda, Insecta, Diptera, Drosophilidae.